GUAGUCCACUUACAUGUACAAUGUAGUUGGUGUGGAUUUGACACAAUAGCACAUCGCAAUGCAUCGCAAAUUCGACGUGACUGACAAGAUGUCUGAUUAUCUGAACCAUCCUCUCCCCGAAACAGUUUGUCCCAGUGGGUACACAUACCGUCAGCCUAGCCAACUGUGCUAUAAGGCGUACAACCUGGAGAGGGACUACAGCGGUGCUAGAGCAACCUGUUCUUCUGACGGCGGAACCCUCGCCAUGCCCCGCGAUGCCGCCACCAACACCUUCCUCAUCAACCUGAAGAAUGCCGUCGAUAACAGCGCUUACUUCUGGUUCGGACUGACGGACAUCAGCCAGGAAGGACGCUGGGUGUGGGAGGAUGGCACUGCUCUUGGAGGUUUCAGUUCGUGGGAAUCAGGACAACCUGACAAUUCGGAUAACGAGGACUGUGGGGAGUAUCGUCCCGCAAAUCACCGCUUCGCGAACAAAUGGAACGAUAUGCCAUGUUCCACCAGAAGGAAGUUCAUUUGUCAAGAGGGGCAAACUUAACACCAUGGCCUUUAAACUAUCAGAACUGUGUGUAGUAUGUUUUCGCUUCCUUCAGGAACAAAUGGAGGGUCAUUCUGUGUUCCUACUGUCGACGAUAAACAUGCACACGACACGGAUAGUUUUGCUAUAUUUCAUACCUGUGGUGAUGGCAUCUGGUUGCGCACAAGUAUUUAUGUUCGUGCCGUGA
Molecule: messenger RNA, 722 nt
Organism: Branchiostoma belcheri (Belcher's lancelet)
Lineage: Eukaryota; Metazoa; Chordata; Leptocardii; Amphioxiformes; Branchiostomatidae
Product: collectin-10-like
Exons: 1
Coding region: 59-535 (158 amino acids)
Source: RefSeq, a predicted model, not a curated record